CUUUCAAGCCACCGACAUCGGCGUUCCAUACUGCGACACAAGCCGGAAGUAAACAUAAACGCUGCAACUUUGCUCCCUUUAUCCCCCCAGUUAAAUAAACAAAACAAAAAAAAUAAAUAAUAUGUAUUCAGAGGAUAGUUUGAGAAAAUUCGUCACAGAGCGACUAACGGCUGCUGCUGAAGACAUUUUUGUAGUUUUUAAAAGCACUAUCGUCGAGUACGAGGAGGAGCUCGAGCGUCAACGUAAACUGCUGGAUAACGUCCUGAAACCUCAAGUGAAUUUAUACAGAAUAGAUGUACCACAGCAACUUGUGUGUAAAGAAGAUGAUGUCCUACCUGACCAGCAGCUCUGUGAGCAGGAGAGGAACUCCAGUCCAGACCAAGAGGAGCCACAGGUUAAAGAGGAGCCGGAGGAUGGAGAGCAGCUCAUACUGAAGGAGGAGACUGACACGUUCAUGUUGACUCCUACUCACGAGGAGAGUUACCACAGUGAACCAGAACUACAGAAUGAACACCAGCUCCUUACUUAUGACUCUCAUGUUCCUGAGGAUCAAGAUCCAACAGGAAGCAAGCACAGAGACUCAGAGGCCAGCCCUCCCAACAUAAUUCGCCAGAACAGUUGCAUCGCUGCCUUGUUGGAGAAUCCCUUUAAUCCUGUUCAGGAUCACCUGUUUUUAAAAUGUGACACUUGUGGGGAAGUUUUUAACAACAUUUUAGCAUUACAGACACACCAGUGUGUCCACAGUGGUGAAGAAACACAUUCUUGCAAAAUUUGUGGGAAAAUAUUUCGUUUUAAAUCGUCAUUGGCGGUUCAUGUAAGAGGUCACACAGGUGAGAGGCCAUAUCCCUGUAAAACAGGUGGAACAGGUCAGAGUUCAGAUUUGGCAAAGCGUAACAUUAAGCACACAAGUAAAAUGUUUCAUUGUGCAACGUGCGGGGAAUCCUGCAGAUCAAAAUCUGACUUAAAGCUCCAUGGGAGAAUCCACACAGGUGAGAGGCCGUACUCCUGCAGCUUCUGUGGAAAAAGCUUCUCUGAGCAGUCAGUCUUGAAAAAGCACAUUCAAAUCCACACAGAUGAAAAGCCGUUUACAUGCAUAACAUGCGGCAAAUCAUUCCGAGUUAAUUCUGCCUUAAUAGUCCACAUGAGAACCCACACAGGCGAGAGGCCGUACUCCUGCAGCACCUGUGGGAAAAGCUUCUCUCAGAUAUCACACCUGAAAGUUCACAACACAAUCCAUACAGAUGAAAAGCCGUUUACCUGCAGUGCAUGCGACAGAUCUUUUAAAGUGAGCGGCGAACUGAAAAAACACGUGGAAAGGGUCCACUUAGGUGAGAGGCCGCACCCGUGCAGCAUCUGUGGAAAAAGGUUCUAUCAGAAACCAGAUCUAACGAAGCACAUGCAGACUCAUUCAAGCGAGAAGCUGUACUCGUGUGGCAUCUGUGGGGCGUCGUUCACUGUAAAACGUUAUUUGGAUAAGCACACAAGAUUGAAACGGUGUUUUCUUGCAAAACGUAUCGGGUUUGUAGAUUCUUACUGUGUUGACGGCUCACAUGAGAAAAGCUGACAUAAGUCAGUUUUGUAAAAACCGUCAGAACAAAAUAAUUCUUAGGGGCAAACUGAGCAAAUGCAUGAGGGAUGGGGCAUGAUUUUGGAAUAUCUGGAUGGUUAUGAAAAUGUGAAGGUUUUGCUUUGAUUUUUCCAUACCUUAAUGGUACAGGUUCAUCUCAAUAAUCCAAAUUCUAUAUCUACAACAGGGCCGUUUCUUGCUAUACACAGACUAUGCAAAUGCAUAAGGCCCCACAAGCCAAUAGGGGGCCCCAAGGCUGAAUGUUCAGCCUCAUCUGAGGAGAAUUAAGAUUACCUGUCUUUAGUCUUUACUGUAUAUGCUUGAAAAAAAAAGUAUGGUAUCAGAAUAAAAUAAGCCGCAAUGAUAAGCUGUUACCAGUGUUUUUGAGGCAAAAUUAAGUCACAUUUGUUGAACUCCACUGUCAUUCAGUGAGUGAGGUUUGCUGACAGGUAGGAUGGGAAUAACUGGGUUAGUGUAUUUUCUGGCAGAUCCAUUUCCUCUGUGAAACAAAAAAAAAACAUCUGUUUUCUCCUUUUUUUUUCUUUUGGUCAAAAAAUAGUUUAUUUGUCCUCAGCUAACCUCAGAUGAAUGCUAGUUAGUGAGUGAUAUCAGUUGUGUUCUUGCUUUUAAAGCAGGGCCCUGGGGUCAAAUCUGGCCUGUGGCACGAUUAUAUCUGGCCCGAUUAUAUCAUAUUUGUAUUAUAACUGGCCCACCAGUAUGAGGUCUGCAAAUUUCCUCCAGAAUUAUAAU
Messenger RNA from Cheilinus undulatus (humphead wrasse), 2317 nucleotides. Its product is annotated as zinc finger protein OZF-like. Gene Ontology annotation, molecular function: DNA-binding transcription repressor activity, RNA polymerase II-specific. The transcript has 2 exons. Gene Ontology annotation, biological process: negative regulation of transcription by RNA polymerase II. The record is from RefSeq and is a predicted model, not a curated record. NCBI's taxonomy places the organism in Eukaryota, Metazoa, Chordata, Actinopteri, Labriformes, Labridae. The coding region runs from base 122 to 1564 and encodes 480 amino acids.